Lodderomyces jiufengensis is the source of this 981-nucleotide messenger RNA. RefSeq names its product Ras2p (gene RAS2). Gene Ontology annotation, molecular function: GDP binding; GTP binding; GTPase activity. The coding region runs from base 1 to 981 and encodes 326 amino acids. The transcript has a single exon. Gene Ontology annotation, biological process: signal transduction. NCBI's taxonomy places the organism in Eukaryota, Fungi, Ascomycota, Pichiomycetes, Serinales, Debaryomycetaceae. Gene Ontology annotation, cellular component: plasma membrane. The record is from RefSeq and is a predicted model, not a curated record.
AUGGAGAAUUAUCGAGAUAAUCUUCAUGUUCUAACAACGAAAUAUGAUGUAUGUGUAAUAGGAGCUUCAGAUGUUGGUAAAACAUCACUAAUAAAUAGAUAUAUGUAUGGAAAAUUUGAUGAAAAUGAAAAAUUAGAAAAUGAAGAAAUAUAUAUUAAAAAACAAUAUGAUCAAAAUCAAAAUCAAAUUAAACAAUUUAUUAUAUAUGAUUCUGAUUUUCAUGAAGAUAUGUAUUUAAAUUCUAAAAAAAUUUCAAUAUUAAAUGCAUCAAGUUUAAUGUUAUUAUAUUCUAUAAAUAAUUUAGAAAGUUUUAUGAUGGUUGAAGAAUUUUUGAAUUUCAUUAAAACCAUUUAUUCAUCAUCUGAUGAAGAAGAUACAAUACCGCCAUUUAUUUUAGUGGGAUCAAAAUCAGAUUUAGAAAAUGAAAGAAUUAUUGAAUAUGAACAGGGAGAAGAAAUGUGUAAACGUUUAGGGGGAUUAAAAUAUUUUGAAUGUUCUUCAAAACUAAACGUUGGAGUCAAUGAAUGUUUUGAAGAAUUAUUAGAAUUAAAUAACAAAUUAAACAAUUACAAUCAAAAUCAAGAUAUACUAAGUAACGAAGACGUAAGUAAGAUUAAUAAUUCAGAAGAUAACAGUAGUAUUGAUUAUGAACCUUCAAUAUAUGAAGAUAAAACUCAUUUAAAACCACAACAAGAACAACAAAAAGAAAUUUUAAUCCCAUCAACAUCAACAAAUAUACAACAACCAAGACCAAAUCCAAUAAAAUCAAAUUCUUCAUUAAUUAGAUUAUCAAGUAAUAUUCAAGAUUAUCAAAAAAAUUUAAAUUUAAAUUCUGAAUCUUCAACUUUAGCUAAUACUCCAAUUUCUGUUUUAAAUCAGAAGUCGGAUUCUGAAAAAUCAUCAAAUUCGAAAAGAAAUAAACAAUAUAAAAAAUCGGGAAAAGAUGAAUUAAUAAAAAGUGGUUGUUGUAUCAUCACUUAG